Molecule: messenger RNA, 954 nt
Organism: Cylicostephanus goldi
Lineage: Eukaryota; Metazoa; Nematoda; Chromadorea; Rhabditida; Strongylidae
Source: the annotation of a GenBank genome assembly
AUGGCAGUGUUCCGCGUCUUUGCUCUCCGACGCCUAGAGGAGGAACUCAGGGACUUUACCCUUGCCGACAUCUAUGGGAAGAUGAAUAUGGAAGAGGACGCGUUCGAAGGAUGGCUAAGGUCGAUAGGACUUCUGCCCACACCCAGAUGCCCUUCUUGCGGACGUCCGAUGACGCUGAACGAGGCCCAAAAGCGUUGGUUCUGCCACAGGAGAGAAUGCCGCUCCGGAAACACCAAGCCAACCGAGGGAAUAACUGCCGGCUCGUUCUUCUCCAAGUGCAAGCAGCCGCUUGUCAAGUUUUUCGCUCUCUCGUACUUCUGGCUCCACAACUAUGGGCUCGUGAAGGAUAUCGAGUACGAACUGGGAAUUCGACACACCACCGUCGUCCAGUGGGAGCAGUAUUUCCGCGACAUAUGCUGCGAGUACUUUAGGAGGAAUCGCCCAGUUCUCGGAGGAUUCGGGCACACGGUGGAAAUUGAUGAGACGUGCGUCACGAAGAGGAAGUACAAUCGUGGUCGGGUUGUACGUGUACACCAGUGGCUAUUUGGAGGAUAUGAGAGGGGAAGUGGAAGAUCAUUUUUGGUUUUGGUACGACGACGCGAUGCUCGCACCCUCCUGCGCCUCAUCGUCAGAUACAUAAGGCCCGGCACCACCAUCAUAAGCGAUUGUUGGCAAGCCUACAAUCGCAUUUCCGCCCUUCCACAAGGUUACAGGCAUCUUACGGUCAAUCAUCAGCUCAACUUUGUGGACCCGACGACUGGGGCGCACACCCAGAACAUCGAAAGCCACUGGCAGAGGUAUAAACGCCUCGUCAAGCAGAAGUGCGGGAUUAACAACAGCCGCUAUGGAGAUUACCUGAAGGAGUUCUUAUGGAGGCAGAUGUUCGGCAAGCGGGAAGAGUCCCUGUUUCACUUCUGGAAGCAGGUAGCCGAGUUGUACCCGGUUCCCUGCUGA